AUCAGAAUAUCAUUAGUGAAUUGUGGUCGCAUUUUUUUCUUUGCAAAGAAAAUAUAUGAUAACCUUAAUUACUUGGAUAGUAUAAAAUGUGGUAAGUUUUUGGGUUGUUACAUUUGAGCCGAUCGCCUCAAAUUAUCAGCAUUUCGUAAAAUGUUCUUCAAAGUUUUCUUAUUAGCUGCCUUUUUGGCUUUGGCUACUGGUGAACAAAAUUUUGAGUUCCAAUACAACCAGAACGGUCAGCAGUACUAUUCUGGAGAGCCUCCACAAUAUGAAUUAAAUCAGGAACCUCAUUCUACUCAAUACCAAGGACCAUAUGCUUAUAAAAACCGAGGAUACCCAAACCAGUAUGCAGGACAAUACCCAUACCAGUAUCAAGGACAGUAUCCAUAUCAAUACCAAGGACAAUAUCCAUAUCAAUACCAAGGACAGUAUCCAUAUCAAUACCAAGGACAGUAUCCUUUCCAAUACCAAGGGCAGUACCCGUAUCAGUACCAGGGAAAAUACCCAUAUCAAUACCGGGGACAGUACCCGUCCCAAUACCAAGGACAGUAUCCAUAUGAGUACCAAGGACAGUAUCCAUAUCAGUACCAAGGACAGUACCCAUAUCAGUACCAAGGACAGUACCCAUAUCAAUACCAGGGUCCUAAUGCUAACCAAUACCAGAGCCAGAGUGAAAACCAAUACACAAUAUCAGGGUUUCCUUACAACUACUACCGACUUCUGGAAGCUAAUUAAACUCCAAAUAAAUCCACCAAUUUUCCAACUACUAUAGAAUUACACUUAUCAGAACGAUUUAAUUUUUACCUAAAAAAUUUGAACAUUUUAUACAAUAAAACUAUAUCAC
Nezara viridula (southern green stink bug) is the source of this 844-nucleotide messenger RNA. NCBI's taxonomy places the organism in Eukaryota, Metazoa, Arthropoda, Insecta, Hemiptera, Pentatomidae. The record is from the annotation of a GenBank genome assembly.